UUGAGACCUGCCUAUAUAUAAUUGCUCAUUCACAGCAGUAUUGUUUGUCUAGUGUUGAAGUUCAAAUUGACCAUCAAUAUCGGUAAACAAAUGCUGCAGAUAUCUGAAGUAGAAUAUAAAGCCAUAUUGAAACAUCACAAUGUAUCUGAAAGAGAGUUUCUCGAACGAGUACAAAUACUCAAAGAGUGGAUGGAGAAAAGUGAUUUGCCCAUUGAAGAUACACUCGGGGAAAAACUGAAAUUAGCACUUAUCAACUGUAAACUGAGCUUGGAAAAAUCAAAGAGAUGUAUCGAAGGUUACUACCGAAUAAGAACAUUAUAUGCUGACUUCUUCGACCGUCUAGUACCAGAUACCGAAGAUUAUAAGCAGGCUAAACGUCUAGGGAAGACGGUUUUCAUGCCAAAACUAACACCAGACCUAUGCCGAAUAGCAAUCUUCAGAGUUGACGAUCCAAAUGGAGAGGCAAACGAUGGGCUACAGUACGAAAUAGUCGCAAUUAUGGGAGCAGAGAUGAGGAUUAUGUCUGGGGAUUGUGCUUUAACGAAUAUUAUCAUUCUAGACUUCAGAGACUUUGGACUGAAGAAUAUUAUCAAAUACACGCCUAACGUGCAGCACAAAAUAGUCAAUAUAAUGAUAGCAGUCAACCUCAGGAUAAAAAAUAUCCAUCUAGUCAAUUUACCACCAAUGAUUGAUAAGCUUAUCACUUUGAUAAGAGCAGUUUUGCCUGCCAAAUUCUUCGAUAAGAUUUGUUUUCAUCAGAAUUUCGAAUCCCUAUACGAGUAUAUUCCCAAAGAAUAUCUACCCAAAGAUUAUGACGGAACUCAAUCGACUAUAGACGAAUUACAAGAAAUGUGGUGUGCAGAAAUGGAGAAACAUGUAGAUAAAUUCAAAAAACUGGUGGUUUCUGCCAAAUGCCCAAGACUUCUGGACACAAAAGUUCCAGAAAAUGUACAAUUUGGGACAGAUGGAUCUUUCAGACAGCUCACACUUGACUGAUGCCCAGAAAGCUCAUUUGAUUAUAUAAUUUUCUAUAUUGUACAUUGUAUAGAUAAUUUGGUUGUUCAUAAUAGCAUAUUGAACCGAAUCGAAUUAUACUGCUUCAUCAG
This is a messenger RNA of Phaedon cochleariae (mustard beetle), 1106 nucleotides long. NCBI's taxonomy places the organism in Eukaryota, Metazoa, Arthropoda, Insecta, Coleoptera, Chrysomelidae. The record is from the annotation of a GenBank genome assembly.